Molecule: messenger RNA, 613 nt
Organism: Indicator indicator
Lineage: Eukaryota; Metazoa; Chordata; Aves; Piciformes; Indicatoridae
Gene: RAC2
Product: Rac family small GTPase 2
Exons: 7
Coding region: 1-579 (192 amino acids)
Biological process (GO): small GTPase-mediated signal transduction
Molecular function (GO): GTP binding; GTPase activity
Source: RefSeq, a predicted model, not a curated record
AUGCAAGCCAUCAAGUGUGUCGUGGUGGGAGAUGGAGCUGUGGGGAAAACAUGUCUCCUUAUCAGCUAUACCACUAAUGCCUUCCCAGGAGAAUACAUCCCCACUGUGUUUGAUAACUAUUCUGCCAAUGUGAUGGUUGACAGCAAGCCUGUAAAUCUGGGGCUGUGGGAUACUGCUGGACAAGAGGAUUAUGACAGGCUGAGGCCACUCUCUUACCCCCAGACGGAUGUCUUCCUGAUCUGCUUCUCCCUUGUCAGCCCAGCAUCAUACGAAAAUGUCCGUGCUAAGUGGUUCCCCGAGGUGAGGCACCACUGCCCUAACACUCCCAUCAUCCUGGUGGGCACAAAGCUGGAUCUCCGUGAUGACAAGGACACCAUUGAGAAGCUGAAGGAGAAGAAGCUAUCCCCCAUUACAUAUCCUCAGGGCCUUGCUCUGGCCAAGGAAAUUGACUCUGUGAAGUACCUGGAAUGCUCAGCUUUGACGCAGCGUGGCCUCAAGACGGUGUUCGACGAGGCCAUCCGAGCAGUCCUCUGUCCACAGCCUACCCGGACAAAGAAACGUGUCUGCAGCCUCCUCUGAGCAAAUUCCAGAUGCAUCCUGAUGCCAGGCUCUG